Messenger RNA from Drosophila serrata, 759 nucleotides. Its product is annotated as trypsin delta-like. Gene Ontology annotation, biological process: proteolysis. NCBI's taxonomy places the organism in Eukaryota, Metazoa, Arthropoda, Insecta, Diptera, Drosophilidae. Gene Ontology annotation, molecular function: serine-type endopeptidase activity. The record is from RefSeq and is a predicted model, not a curated record.
AUGGAUUUCCAUAGCUCACACUUAUUUCUAGUUUUAGUGAUUGGCUUCACCUCGGCGAGAAGAGUUCCCUUUAAAUAUAUUAUUGAGGGCGCCAAUGAAUCCAUUGAGAAUGCCCCCUGGCAAGUAUCCAUUCAUUAUUUGGGAAGUCAUAUCUGUGGUGGAUCCAUUUAUAGUUCAAGGAUUAUCCUAACUGCCGCUCAUUGCCUAGUGGAAUAUUAUCCCGAGAACUUGGGGGUUCGAUUGGGUUCCAGUUAUCACAAUUAUUAUGGCAGCUUGGUUGGGGUUUCCCUGAUAAGAACCCAUGAGAAAUACGAUUCGAGCUCCUUGGACUACGAUGUGGGACUGGUGGCUCUUGACAGCGAACUUGAUUUCGAGGAAGUCUUUUCUAUUCGGGCCAUAAAACUUGCCAAGGAAAUACCACCAUCGGGAUCCAGGACAUCUGUGACCGGUUGGGGAAUCACGGGAUACGGAGAAACGGAAAUUUUGCAGUCUCUAGAAACGCAUAUUGUGGAUCUGGAACAAUGUAAAAUAUCUUACAAAGAUUAUUUGAUUACCGAAAAUAUGCUAUGUACCUCAAAUGUAAAUUAUGGAACCUGCCAAGGAGAUUCUGGCGGAGCUUUGGUCUUUCAAGGCAACCAGAUUGGCAUCGUUUCCUGGGCUGAGGGCUGUGCAGACCCAGCUUUUCCCACAGUGUAUGCCAGUGUACCAGCAUUACGGAAAUGGAUUGUAGAAAAUGCCAAAGAUAUAGAAGCAAAUUAA